This is a messenger RNA of Dichomitus squalens LYAD-421 SS1, 189 nucleotides long. RefSeq lists its product as uncharacterized. The record is from RefSeq and is a predicted model, not a curated record. Lineage: Eukaryota; Fungi; Basidiomycota; Agaricomycetes; Polyporales; Polyporaceae. The transcript has a single exon. Gene Ontology annotation, molecular function: protein dimerization activity. The annotation marks the transcript as partial.
GUCAAUGCAACUCGCCAUCCUGUCUGGGCAUCUCUUGCCCGUGACUACCUCUCCAUCAUGGCGUCCUCUGUCUCAAGUGAGCGAGCCUUCUCCUCGGCAGGGAUCACGAUUAGCAAGCGACGGAACCGGCUAAAAGGUGACAUUGUCGAAGCACCGCAAGGUUUGAAAUGUAUGAUCCGGCAGGAGCUU